ACUUUUAUUUUGACAGGUGAAAUGAUAAACAGGAAGUGCUUUGAUAUACAAACGCGUCUUACAAGUUGUGAUGUUUGAUAAGGACCUGCAUCACAAUGAUUAGAGUCUACUACAUCAUCGGGGUUGCACUUUUUGCUUCAGAAAUUCCAGAAAUCCAGGCUCUACUAGAAAACCCGGAUGAUUGCUGUAGAAGAACGCAGAAAACGAAUGAAACUUGGUGUCCCCAAAUGGAGAACAGCACUGUUCGGUGUGUGAAGUGUGACACUUUGACUUCAGAUCUGUGGAACCUGACACUGUGUAACACCCCUGUCAACGGUACUGCAAUAUCCACAAUAAUCAAUAUAGGUGGUCCAGGUGUAGCAGCGUCUGUUCUUUUGGGCACUUUGUUCAUCAGUCUCUUCCUCAUUCUCUCUGUUGCUUCUUUCUUCUACCUCAAACGCUCGAACCAUCUUCCUGGUGUCUUCUAUAGACGCAAAGCUUUUAUUUUUCAACCAAGUGAAACGGCUGUUAUGAUGCCUGCUACAUCAUCCUCAGUGCGCAAGCCCAGAUACGUCCGGAGAGAACGGCCUUCAGCAGCUGCUGCAGUGGGCAGCAGUGCAACCAUAUCAGUGGGACAUGUAACAAAGGUGUAUAAUGUAACUGUCCAGUAAAGAUAAGCUCCACAGAGGAAGAUGCAACACCAAUUACUAGUAAUAAUGUUUACGCCCCCUUUUUGUGGGCUGAAGAUGUGGGUGGUUUUUUUUCUGUUUCUUUGUUUUUAAAUAUUGCCUCUUUGUACACAAUUUCCCAUCCUUGUUUGCACAGAAAAACACGUUUUUUUUUAUUUAUUUCACUUUUCUUUAAAGACUGCAGUGUAUUAUGAAAAUCUUUUAUUUUUUAAAAUGAUGUUUGUAGUUAUUUUUUAGAAUUUGUAACAAAUAUUUAUUACCAAUAUUUUCAUGUCAUUCCUUUGGCCUUCAGUCUAAAAGAGUUCCUUAAAGUGAAAAACGUUUGCACAUUGUCCUUAUUUUUGGACCAAAUAGCAGCCAUCAUCUUUUCUAGGAGUAUUUGACCACCUUCUUUUUAGAAUAAACAGAAUUAUAUGUAUUAUUAGAAAAACAAUAGUUAAAUCAUUUAGUGGCUCGGAUUUUGGAGAUGAAUGUGAGCCUGAUGAUGCUGCGGAAGUAUUUAGAGAAUGUGCCAAAUUGUGUAAAUAUUAUACCUUUUGUAUGAAGGAUUGUAUGCACAUUUUCCAUAUAAUUGCCAUGGGCUGUAUUGGGGCUUGUUUAAAGCACCAACUAAUAAUAUAAAAGUCACUCAUAAGUUACCUACUGUCCCCUCUGUUAAAGCACUACAAUAUAGCCAAGUAACAAGCUUUAAAAACACAUGAUUUAAUCUGAUUGCACUAUUCUAUUAACAACAUUUACAUUCCCUGUUGGAUCCAAACAAACCGAGAAUAACAGACUAUUGUAUUUGUCAUGUUUAUUUGCCACAGAAACACAGUGUGAGAUUUUGAAUGUGAUCUGUGAUGCUGUUUAUUGAUUGUACCAUUAAAGUGCCAUAAAGAGGCAGUAUACACUGUGUUGUCAUGAGUUAGGCCUUAAAAAGUGAACUGUUGAAUUUUGGGGAUAUUUAUAGGUAGUAUUAGAAAUAUUUAUACAAUAGAUCACUAAUUUUAAUUAAAUUAGAUGCAUUUAAGCAGUCUUGACUGUAUUUACUUUUAUCCCUUUUUUCCAUUUUUUUAUUUCUUAGUUGGUUUUCUUUAGGAUGUGAUUGCAAUCAGUUGUGGGGUCUACUUUCUAUAGUCUUUGGAAUGAUUGUGUUUUUGGUUGGCUGGGUUUUUUAGCAAAAAUAAAUGAAAUGUAAUGAAAAGUGUAGUAGUAGUUGUGGAUAUUACUAUGAUUGUAAAGACCCUUAAAGUUUGUAAUACUGUUUUAUUAGCUGUUGUGCAGCGACUGGAAAUCAUAUACAGGUUGUUUAUAUAUUGGAGACGUAUGUAUUGGAGAUGUAUUGUAUGUUGGUGCUCUACUUGUAAUAAAUGUGAAGUAAAAGUGUAAUGUUUAAAGACA
This is a messenger RNA of Silurus meridionalis, 2048 nucleotides long. RefSeq names its product chromosome 1 C1orf159 homolog (gene c1h1orf159). NCBI's taxonomy places the organism in Eukaryota, Metazoa, Chordata, Actinopteri, Siluriformes, Siluridae. The record is from RefSeq and is a predicted model, not a curated record. The transcript has 9 exons. The coding region runs from base 96 to 650 and encodes 184 amino acids.